Messenger RNA from Microthlaspi erraticum, 417 nucleotides. NCBI's taxonomy places the organism in Eukaryota, Viridiplantae, Streptophyta, Magnoliopsida, Brassicales, Brassicaceae. The record is from the annotation of a GenBank genome assembly.
AUGUGUUCCCCAACCAUAACAUGUUCCUUUCAGAUCCAUGCCCCUGUUUGUGGCUUGCUAUAUGCUAAAGAUCUAUGGCUCGAACGUGGAUGUGAAGAUCCCAGGGGGAUGAUAUAUAAUCCUAGAACAGAACAGUCCAUAACCUUACCUAAAGUGAGAACAAGAAGGGUUGAUGUGAGAACCUAUUUUGGAUUUGAUCCAAUGAACAAACAGUUCAAGGUCUUGUGCAUGACGGUUUGUAGAAAUUCUCGUAAAGAAGUUGUUGAAGAGUAUCAAGUUCUAACAUUAGGAGCAGAGGAGAAACAGUCAUGGAGAAUGAUUGCAUAUUCCGUACCCCAUGAUCACUACAAGAAAAUACACGUUUUGCGACAGAAAAUUCAAGCGCAAUUCCGUUGCGAAUCGCAAUUCAAUGGAUAA